AUGAACGCGAGACACGCCGCUGUUUUCCUACUAGUGGCCCUGCUGGGCUGCCUGCUCCAGUGCGGGCAAAGCGUCAAACGGAAGAGGGGACUCUCCGGCAAGCGCAGGGGGCUCCUCAACAAGAGGCUCAAAUAUAUUAACAGUAAGCUCAUAAGCAGGAGGAAGGAAAAUUACGUUAAAGUCAAAAUGACUGAAAACAAAGUUAAGGGGAAGGAUAUCAUAUACGGAAACGAAUGCCGAAAUGAGUUGUUACAAGGCAUCUUAACCGUCUCAGAUGUAGUGAAGCUGACAUUGGGUCCGAGAGGAAGAAACGUACUUCUUGAAAAAGAGUAUGGAAGCCCCCUCAUAAUUAAUGACGGUGUGACGAUUGCAAAAAAUAUCUCAUUAAAGGACAGGAAGAGAAAUAAUGGAGUCAAGUUAAUGCAGGAGAGUACUAACAUAUCCAAUGACAAAGCAGGAGAUGGUACGAGUUCCACGGCUCUAAUGACAGCUACCAUCACAAAGAAAGGUAUUGAGCAAGUCAACAGGAAUCAUAAUCCCAUUCCAAUACAGAAAGGCAUACAGAUAGCUUCCAAAAUGAUCAUCGAAAAGAUUAAAUCACUCUCCACUCCAAUUAAAACGUAUAAGGAUAUUCUAAACAUCGCUACUAUUGCUAGCAAUAACGACACACACAUGGGAAGCAUCAUUGCCAAUGCUUACGAUAAGCUGGGAAAAAAUGCUGCGAUCAUUUUGGACGAUAACGCUGAUAUUAAUGAUAAGCUAGAGUUCACAGAAGGGUACAAUUUUGACAGAGGAAUUAUUAACCCCUAUCUUCUGUACAAUGAGAAUAAAGAUCACAUUGAAUAUAACAACGUCUCUACGCUAAUCACGGACCAGAAUAUCGACAACAUUCAAUCCAUUUUGCCCAUUCUGGAGAUCUUCGCCAAGAACAAGCAGCCGCUCUGCAUCAUCGCCGACGACUUCAGCAACGAGGUGCUCCAGACGCUCAUCAUAAACAAGCUCAAGGGGGCCAUCAAAGUGGUCCCAAUAAGAGCGCCCUCCUUCGGAGACAGGCGAAAAGACUACCUCAAGGAUCUCUGCAUCGUGACAAACAGCAAGUACAUAAGCGCGGACGUGGGGCUAGACCUGAAUAACCUCCACAAUAACAUGAGCUCCUUCGAUAAUAACUACCUGACGCUGCUGGGAAGCGCAAACACACUCAUUGUGAAAAAAGAUAGAACGAGUCUAAUCACCAAGGAGGAAUACAAGAACCAGAUUGACGACCGGAUUAAGGUCUUAAAGAAAGAGUUUGAAGAAACCACAUCUAAGUAUGACAAAGAGAAGUUAAACGAGAGAAUAGCUGCUUUAUCAGGUGGUAUUGCCAAAAUAUUAAUCGGAGGAAAUACCGAAACGGAACAGAAAGAGAGGAAAUUCAAAUACGAAGAUGCAACCAAUGCAGUGAAGAGCGCAAUCGACAUUGGAUACGUCCCAGGAGGAGGAGUCACUUAUCUCGAGAUAAUCAAAUCUAACUUCCUAAACGAAAUACACAAAAAAAUUGAAGAAGAACUUCAAGACAAAGGAAGCCAGGAAGAUAAAAAAUACCUCGAUCUAGUAGGAAAUUUAGAAUCCGAAUUGGAGCUCCGAAAAAUGGGAGCAAACAUAGUAGUCAGCAGCUUAGAUGUAAUUACAAAACAGAUAGCAGACAAUGCAGGAGUGAAUGGAGAAAAUGUCGUCAAAAUCAUUUUAAACUCAAAAGACAAAUAUGGAUUUGGAUACGAUGUGAAUACAAACAAAUUUGUCAAUAUGGUUGAGAACGGAAUUAUCGAUAGCACCAAUGUGAUCAUAAGUGUUAUUAAAAAUAGCUGUAGUAUUGCCAGUAUGGUUUUGACCACGGAGUGUAUGAUGGUGGAUAGUGAGAAGAAGGACAAGGGAAUCCUGGACUCAAGCAUCAACUCGCCCAAGUACCUACAGAAGCAUAGACGGGGUGGAGGAUACAGGAGAAAACUGGACCAUUUGGACGAUGAGGAGGAGGAUGAGGACGACCUCGAUGAUGAAGAUGACGAGGAGGAUGAAGAUGACGAGGAGGAAGAGGACGAGGAGGAAGAGGACGACGAGGAGGAAGAGGAUGAAGACGACGGGUACAACUACGAUGAGUAG
Plasmodium inui San Antonio 1 is the source of this 2136-nucleotide messenger RNA. RefSeq names its product chaperonin CPN60, mitochondrial. The coding region runs from base 1 to 2136 and encodes 711 amino acids. The record is from RefSeq and is a predicted model, not a curated record. Gene Ontology annotation, biological process: protein refolding. The transcript has 2 exons. NCBI's taxonomy places the organism in Eukaryota, Apicomplexa, Aconoidasida, Haemosporida, Plasmodiidae. Gene Ontology annotation, molecular function: ATP binding; ATP-dependent protein folding chaperone.